Didymodactylos carnosus is the source of this 3240-nucleotide messenger RNA. NCBI's taxonomy places the organism in Eukaryota, Metazoa, Rotifera, Eurotatoria, Philodinida, Philodinidae. The record is from the annotation of a GenBank genome assembly.
AUGGACAUCCAUGGACAUUCUGGCACUGAUCUGUUUAAUAUAGGAAAAGAAUGGUUUAGUGGCCUUCGUUUAAUCUCAAAUCCAUUAAAAAGUAACAGCGAUGUUAACGACUUGUUUUUAGUUAAAAGAAAUGAGUCUGUUAUAAAUCAUAACACAAGCGAACAAAACUAUUCAAAUUUAUCACAAGUAGAACAUUUAUAUGAAUAUACUAAGCAACUAAAGGAAAAACCGUGUUUGCCUGAUGAUUAUUUUUCCCAUCAACCAAUAAUUAAUACAUCCAGUCAACAUAGGGAACAUAGUAAUAUUUUACAUUGUUUACCGUCACAAACGACAUUGUAUGAUUUAUGUCAAAUAUCAACGACUAAUGAUCAAACGCAAGACGGUUGUUUUAAAGCACUUAAUUAUGAGGAUUCCAUCAGUGACGAUGGUUUUCAAUCGGCAUCAUCUGGAUUAACUUCGCCAACCAAUUCAUUUGAAAAAGCAUCUGUUGUUUCAAAAAAACAAGAGGAUGAUGAGUCGAAUGAAAAGAACAAGAAUGUGAUCAAUAUAUGGAAUAAAGCAUUAAUUAACAAUCAAAAUGAAUACUAUACAUGGGAAAAUAGAGGCAGUCAUUCAUUUCGGUGUACAUUGCCAUAUCUUUUCGAUAUUCGUGAUAAUUCAUUUACAAAAUUUUGUUGGUUUUUAUUAUCUCAAGAUUCAUCCAUUUGUAUGAACGAAAACAAUAUUAUUCAGUUUCGUUCAAUAUCCCUUUGUGAAUUUCUUCGUGAUUUAUGUUAUUUAUUAUUAAAUGUUCCAUCUUCCUCAUUUAGCUGGCAAGAGACUGACCAAACAUUUAUGUUUAAUUCUGAGGUGGUUGUCGAUGGCUAUACUCGAGAGGCCAUUAGAAUAUUUGCAUUGAAGUAUGUCACUGCAGGAAAUAAGUUUUGUAUCAUCUACAAUUAUGUUAAUGAUGAGAAGAAUGACAUACAUUCAUGUGAAACUGAAAUACAAUUUCGUCGAGCAUUAAGAUAUUAUUUACGUUUUAUACAAAAUACCAUUGUCAUUCAUGAAAUGUCAAAAUUUUCAUUGAUACAAUUUUCAUCUCAUAUUGAUACAAUUAUUUGUACUGUUGAUCUUCCAGUCAGUUUAAUAGUCGAUAUUAAAAACUUAGAAAAGUUAAUUCAAACAAAUUGUCCAACAACAUCAUUAGCAUUCAUUAAAUUAUCAUCGAUUUUACAUACGUUAUUGACUCAUCGUCAUCAUACCGUUAAUAACAAUCAUUUUUUAUUACUGUUACAUUUUGUCACCUAUUCAUUACGUCCGUUAAUCAAAUUUUUCCAACAAUUAAUAUUGUAUUCAGUUCAUGAUGAUCGUUAUAAUGAAUUUCCAAUUGUUUUUAAUCAAGAUAGAAGAAAUGGAUUAAAAACGAAUGAUUUUUGGACUAAAACAUUUAUGAUACGCUACUUACAUUCAACAAAUCAAAUAAAUAGGGAUAUUUUACAUCAGAUAUUAUCAUUUGAUUUAUUACAACAAAUUGUAAAUAUAACAAGAUCAUUGACAUUGAUACGUUUAUGUGAUAAACAUCAUCCUCUAUGUUCAGAUGAUAAUUUUUAUCCGAGUUUAAAAUUUGUUUGUGCCUAUAAUGAAAUAGAUAGAAAGGAUAUUGAACAAUAUAAAAUAUAUAUGAAUGAAAAAAUUGAUCGACACGAACAGAACAGACGAGAUUUUCGUUUACAAAUUGAAGAAGCAAAACGUCAAGAACUUCUUGAAAGAUAUGCUGUAGUAGAUAAAAGAAGAGAAGUUAUGCAAGAUAUGAUGGAUAAUCAACAAAAGAAAGACAUUGAAAAAAGACGAAAAAUUCGUCAACAGUUAGAAGAACAAAUUGAAGAUAAAGAACGACAGAAAAAAGAAGAGAAAAUCGCUGAUACUGCUGCUAGACAAAACCCUGAUACGAAUAUAACAACUGUUAUAGGAUCACAAUUGCCAUCACAAUAUUCAAAUCUUGUUGACAGUGUUAGGCAAGAACUAAUAACAACUUAUGAUAAAAAAACUCGUAUCGUUGAUGAGCGCGAACAACUUGCGAAAUUGAGAGUUCAACAACACAAAGGUGAAGAUACAAUAAAAGUAUCCAAAACUGUUACUGAAAAUAAACACAUUCCAUCGCAAAUCGUAGAUACAAAUGUUGAUAACGAAAUAAUUAUUAGAAAACAUGAAAUUAGUCCUAUUGAAUCACUCGUUGAAACUGAUAGUGGAAUAGAAACAUUAAAUACAACAAUAACGGUUGACGAAGAAGGAAAUGAUACACUCGAUUUAACAACAUCAAUAACGACGCCAUCGAAAAAUCACCUUGAUAAUCUAUCGAAAAACAAGCCAUCCUCUAAUUCGAGCAAUGUUAAUGAUAUUUUACAUACAAAACAAGUAAUGGGUUAUCAUGUUAGUCACGAAUCUUCUUCAUCAACAAUGGAUAGACAAUCUGAAAAACAGAAUGAAAUUACUGUUUAUCGUCCAUCAGUUCGAAUAGUACCCAGCAAUGUUUUAAAAUCAACUGUGCAAAAUUAUAUGAAACGAAACAUAGAGAGUGUGAAUGAUGAUAACUUAGUAGUAGAAGACGAACAGAAAGUGUAUGAUUGGGAUGAAGUCAUUGCUGCCGGACCACGAUUUCACUAUAGUGAUUCAUUUAGUAUAAACAAUCAGUUGGAAGUCUCGACAGCUUCCAAUGUUCGUGAUGUUGAAAUGGAUGGUAUUAUGCCGCUGAAAGUUUGGCUUGAUCAAUCAUUGUCACCGAUUAUUCAUUUACAAUCUCAGUUGGUCAAUCGUGCACUACUCAAUUAUUUUCAAGAUGAACUACAAUUACAUCAACAUUUAGGAAAUUUGCGAACAUAUUACUUUUUAGCGAAGGGCAGAUUUGGUCAAGCAUUUUGUCAAGAAUUAUCCCGACAGUUAUUAUUGACAGAUGAUGUAAGAUCAGUUUACAAAGUAUCAUCGUUGCGCCAUUGUCUCUAUAGCUCAUUGGAUCAAGCAGGUGAACUGAAUAAUCUGGAUAUUCUUCGAUUGGUAAUAAAGCCAGAUAUACCAAAUUCCCUUGAUUCAUCUCUACUUGAUUAUUUUGAUCUUAUUUAUGUGGUUAAAUGGCCAAUGAAUAUUAUCGUUACGGACGACAUGAUUGAGAAAUAUAAAUCCAUCUUUCGUUUUUUACUACGUAUCUUAUUGAUAAAACAAGUACUAAAUGAAAUUUGGGUUACAUUAAAAUCUGGUAAUUGA